CCAGCGCCGACCCGCGGCCGCCCGCCGACCCUCACGCCUCAACGUCAAAAUCUAUCACGUUACAUUGUGUUAAAUAAUCUAAAUGAUUCUGAUUGCCCUCGCCGACGUGUCAUUGUCAUCGGUGGGAUCAUUGUUGAGUUAUGUAAGUAGUUUUCGAAUGAACAACUUUCGGUGCAACACGAGACUGUUACUUAAUGAGACCGAUCGGUCGAUACGACUUAUGACUUUACAAAUGUGGAGUGUGUCGGUGCAGCGGUGAACGCGUGAGAGGGUGAGAGGGUGAGCGGGUGAGCGGGCGAGCAUGAGGGAGCUAUAACGAAGCAGCGGGAGCUGGGCGCAUGGCUGCCAGCGGCGCGCCCGAGCGGCGGGCGCGACGCGGGCCCGCGCCUAUUGCCUCCUUUGACCACGACGUUUCGGAAGAGUCCAGUCCUGAGACUAAGCAGACCCUUCGGCUUCCGGAAAUACGAGAGGACUCAGCGGGCACUUCGUCAAAAGGCGAAGGCCAGACGAGCUGCAACUCUCUGGCACCGCCUGAGCAGCGUGCGCGCUCGCAUUCUUCGCCGGCAGUGCACGGUGUUGCGGCGGGUGGCCUGACACCUUCGGCGCCGCGUAUCGACAUCUCGCGCGCCUCCAGUUCCAGCCACCAAGAUUCACGCGACAGUUCUCCUGAGCUCGCGCUUUUCACCGGUGGCACGGAAGGGGGCCGUGCACGUCUGGAGCUGGGCUUUCGUGAAGAUGGGGCACUGGAACUCCGCUCGUCUACAGAGGAACUGGCGUUCCUGGAGGGUGCUCCAGGGGAAACUCGACCCGCGCCUCAGCCCUCCGUGUCCCGCCGUCACUCGCGCAAGGAUAGCCAAAGCUCCGAGGCCGCGCUACUGGCUGUGUCGGGCCGAACGAGCCGCCUCUCCAGUGUCGGUUCGCAAUGCUCCGCACACUCCGCGCUGUCAGCUUUCAGCCACACCAGUCGCGUAUCUCAUCUUUCCGUGGUAUCGGGCACAUCACGGUCUCCUUCGCCUCACAAAAUGUUACUGGAGACAUCGUUCUGUGGGCCAAAACCGAUCGAAACCGAUCCAGAAAUUUGUGCCGCUGCCGUGGAGGAGCGGCUUCUCGAAAUCGCAAAGUUAACCUCCGAUCCCAUUCCGACACUUCUCUCGCCGCGGUCUUCGGCGCCGGAUUCUGUUUCGGUCGUCUCCGUGAUACCCCCUUCUACCACUACUCCGCUUACAUCGACUCCUACGUCUGCGACCUCCGCAACGGCUACCCGAGACGCCGUUCCCGAACCUUUAGAUGCCCGAGAUCAUCGUGAAGUACGCACGGAGGUAACCGUGGAGAGCACGCGUCCCCCCAAUACACCGCGAUUGACUUCGCCAGCCGCGCCACUCCCAAUAGCACCUGUAAUACGAGCUAACUGUUCCAACAUCUUAGACGAAGACAAGCGACAGAAAGAAACGCUAAAUAGAGCCCGCGUGGAAGAGAGUCGCGCUCGGUCGAGGGAACGCACUGAACAAUUGCAGUCCGAUAAGUGUAAAAGCUCAAAUCGUUCCAAGGAUAUAAUCAGAAUUAAAUUGAAACCCGACCACGAGUACGAUGACGAGGAUGACGACGACGAGAGCGACAGGACACUUGUGGGGGGCGAACAGGCGCGCAAACCUGCCACCCUUGAGCUGCGGCAGCGUUCGGCGGCAAGUAGUCCAGCGCCGGCGAGGCCGCGCGACUGCCGCACGCCCUCACCAUCGGGGGCUCCCGUCUCGCGCAAAUCUUCCUUUUGUUCCUUAUUUAAAUCUCGUGAAACCAUCGCCUCGCCCGAAUCGCCGUGUGACGUGCUACGUCGGAAAAAAAGUUUGAACGAGGGCCGGUCCCGUAGCAAGAGUCGGGACCGAUCCACCACGCCCACGUCGGCCUCGAAAAUCAAAGGUUCCGUGCUUUCUUUGUUUAAAACUCCGAAAAAGAGUGGCACAUCGCCUUCGCCGAACUCAAGAGACUGUUCGCCCGGCGUCCAGCCUCAGCGCUCUUUCCCGCAUCAACAGGCGGAUAAAUCAAUUCGAGGGGAAAAACUCAAAUAUUACGAGGACUCCAAAGAUGGUAUUAUUCAUAUUCCAUUGCGAACACCAUCGGAUGAGAUAUGCAGUCCCAGCGCGGCGGCGGCUUCCGACCCGGCGGUGGGAGAGCGGCAGAGCGCUGCUGCGGUGGACUGUCGGCCGCGGAGCGCAGCACGCCCUUUCUCCGCCCCGCAGACGCGCCCGCCUCCCGAGCGGCCACAAUCCGCGGCUUCGACGAGCACGGUCAAGAAACCUACCAAGCGUACCGUUCUGCCCGACGGUAGUAUUAUUAUACCGUUACAUUCGCCGACUGAAAAGUCUGCUGAGGACGAACAGACGCGAAAUGUCUCGUCGUCGCCCGGCACAAAAGAACCGUCACCGGAGCGAGGUAGUCCGCCAUGUGUCGCAGUCGGUAGUGAUACAUGCGAUUCUGCCGCACUAUACAACGACACCGCACCGAGGCCGGAGCGAGCGGCCGGUCCCGCUCCCUCCGAAGCCGCACGCGUUCUUGAGGAUGAAUACAGGAAACGAAGGGAGCGCAUAAUUUUCACAACGCACGUCGGAAGCAGAGAACAAGUGUUCAGUACUCAAUUCAGUAUAACUAAAACGCCCAGCGUAACGAGUGAAAUAUCUGAGUCGAUCCCGAGCUUCGUCGAUAGCGAUGAAACGCGUACCGGCUUGCGUGAUACUUACAUCGCAGCAGAGUCGCCGGGCGAGUGCCCAACUCCCUGCGACGGCGGAGCCACGCCGGAACGCGACUCCUCCGGCUCGGAGACCGAUGAGGCGGAGCACGUGGUGCGCAGCGCCAGUGAGGUAGAGCGCCGUGGGCUCGUCGUGCAAGAGUCCUUCGAGGAAGAGUUGCCGUUUGUGCCGACGACGUUGCCUUCGGAGCGGUCCCUUGCAUUGCCCAUGGUGCCGGUGCGCGAGCGCAGUGGCGUGCGCGUGGCGGGCGUGCAGCGACCGCGUGCGCCCCGCCCUGCCGCCGCCCCGCCCGCUCCACCACCGCCGCGAGCACCACCCACCGCGCCAGCUGCGCCCCCCGGGGGUCCGCCCGACAAGCUGCGCAUCAGACUGCCGCGCCGCACGCGCACCGCCUCGGCCUCCGCGCCGCCACGUCCCGAGCGCCCGCGAACCAGUAGUGGAGGAGAUGAAAUCAUAGUCGCGAGUGAGAUGCGGAAGAAGGCGGACUGGAUAGACUUCGAGGACGUGCCGGAGCGUCGGAAGCAGCCGAAGAGAAUACAGACGUUGCCCGCGCCGCAGCGGACCGGCGCGGCGAGCGCGGCGGACGCGGCGGACGCGGAUGAGAGUGCGAGCGCGGGGACGCAGUACGCCGCGCCGGAGCAGUGCCGCUGCGAGUGCCACGCGCGCCGCGACGACGAGCUGCCGCUGCUUGCCGCAGAUGAUCCGCCCGACGACCCGAGCGACGGAGCGGCUUCGGUGCCGUGCACGCAGGCGAGCGCGCGCGUCGAGGUGAGCGUGCAGGUAGCGCACACCCCACGGCACGCGCCGCACGAGCACGCGCCGCGUCGGCGAUCCCGCGCAGACUUCCCCGACCGUGCCGACCACGUGGAGCGGCGCAGCGCGGCGGGCGCGGCGGGCGCGACGGGCGCGGCGGGCGCGACGGGCGCGGUGGGUGCGACGGGCGCGGGGGGCGCGACGGGCGCGGGGGGUACGGCGGGCGCGGGGGGCGCGCAGACGGCGAGGCCGCGCUGA
Messenger RNA from Papilio xuthus (Asian swallowtail), 3752 nucleotides. Its product is annotated as serine/arginine repetitive matrix protein 1. The transcript is spliced from 5 exons. The record is from RefSeq and is a predicted model, not a curated record. The coding region runs from base 339 to 3752 and encodes 1137 amino acids. Lineage: Eukaryota; Metazoa; Arthropoda; Insecta; Lepidoptera; Papilionidae.